AUGCGUUGCGUUUCUUCAGUCAGUACACGACAAUGGGAGUUUUAUGUCAUCUCUCUGCAUGGGGGGUGGACAGCUGGAAAUGGCUUUCCGCAUGAGCGUUUGGGUGGUCCACGGGAUGACCUGGACGUGAGGACGUGGAACCGCUGGUUGAUGAUCGCUUCAUACCCGGAGUGCAGUGAGUUUCGGAGGAAUCAGCACUGCUUGCGAAAUUCAAUGGUUUCCACAAACGCCCCGGCCGGCCUCUUGAUAAUGUGUUUUUCUCGUGAUCUUGUGGUGUGUCUUUGUAUGUGGUGA
Molecule: messenger RNA, 294 nt
Organism: Colletotrichum tamarilloi
Lineage: Eukaryota; Fungi; Ascomycota; Sordariomycetes; Glomerellales; Glomerellaceae
Exons: 1
Coding region: 1-294 (97 amino acids)
Source: RefSeq, a predicted model, not a curated record